AGUGAACUGACUUUCUGUUGCGAGUUGGCAAUUUGACUUGACGCGAAUCGAUCGGACAGCGCACUUCCCAGUCAUGGAGUCCAUAGGCACCCGCCUGGAGCAGCAGCUCCCUGGCUUCAAGGCCUCCUUCGGUGGAGAGGAGCUGAAACGAGCAACAGCUGCAUUGGCGGGGGCGGUUGACAUGGGGAAAGGCGCAGCUGAGCGCAAGAACACCGUAAUUGCCGAGAGCACGACGGAUGAGACACCUUCUUCCAGCGUACCGUCCGUGCCCUCGGAGUCCUCCCGCAGCAACGGCGCGGCCUCAGCAACGCUAUCAGCACUGCUGGCUCGCACCUCCACUGCGCUCACUUCCUCCUCGGCGUCAUCCUCCACGGACUUUUCCGAUACCGACCUGCUGCUACGGGAACUGGCGCUAGCAGCCAACCAGUACGCGCGGCAGGAGGAGGCGGCCGCAGCUGCGGCGGAGGCGCGGAAAGCGGCGGAGGGGCGGGAAGCAUCAGCAGGGGGCACGGGGCCUGUUAGCAGCAGCGGCAGUGGGCAGGACUACGACAUCGUGUACCACCAUGCGCUGGUGCUGCAGGAGCUGGCGGCCAAGUUGCCGGGAGGCCACGCGGAGCAGCUGCAGCUCUUGCGGCAGGCCUGUGAGCUGUACGCCUGCGCCGCCGCGGCGCGGCCGUCCUCCCACUCGGCUCUGUACAACUGGGGCGUGGCGCUGUCCGACAUGGCGCGACUGCUCAAGGAGUCAGACCCAGACCAGGCGCUCAGCUGCCUGCAGCAGGCGACGCACAAGUACGCGGGGGCGCUGGACCUGCAGCCCGGCAACCCGCAGGCACUCAACAACUGGGGCCUCAACCUGCAGGAGAUGUCGGGCCUGGUCCCCGCCACCAGCCCCGAGCGGGACACGCUGGUGGUGUACGCGCUGGAGAAGUUCCGGCACGCGGUGCGGCUGCGGCCGGACUUCGACCGCGGCUGCUACAACAUGGGCACUGUGCUCUACAGCUAUGCCUGCGCAGUUCAGGCCGAGCUGGCGGCACAGCUCAAAGCCGGCCGCCUGACCAGCCAGGAUGCGGAGACGUCGCGGGAACGGCACGCGCGCGAGACACGAGUGCGGGCGCUGUUCACGGCGGCUGCGCAGUACAUAUGCCUGGCGGCGGCGCUGCAGCCGUCCCGUGACAUUUACAGGCGCUCGCUGGCCGUGGUAAAGCCCAUGCUGCCGCUGCCGUUCCUGCGUGCCGGCUACCUGACGGCGCCGGUGGAGCACACGCUGGGCGGCCCGGCCGAGGCGUGGCGACGCGAGUGGUUCGUGCUGGACCAUAUGUCCCUGCGCUCGGCCUCGGCGCUGGAGAGCUCGCUUAGCAGCGCGGCGUCAGGCGCCGGCGGGCUGGGCAGCGGCGGCGCUGUACCAACGCUGAAGAUCGGGCACGCGGUGAAUGAGGUGCCGCUGGUGGUGCCCCUGGAAGCCAUUAUCAGCGUGCGCAGGUGCUAUGACCCCAGCCUCCCGGAGGGUGAGGCGCUGUGGCUGCAGCUUGCGUAUCCGCUCAACACCAGCAGCGCCGCCACGCACCCCCACACGCACGCCCUUGGGCUGGACGCCUUCGCCGCCUCCACACACGCCCUUGGCACAGCAGCCCAACCUCACGCCGCCCGCCCCCCUGCGGAUCGCAGCAGCGCUGAGCCGUGGGCCGCCGCCGCAUCUGCGGCGGCGGCUGCGAGGCCUGGUGCCUCCAUAUCAAGUGUCGGGCGAGGUCAGGGGCUUGCGGAGGACGGGCAGGGCGGCGCGGCGGCGGCAGCGGCUGCCUCGCUGCUCUACCCGCCUGGCUGCGCGCCGCCCUGCUGCUGCGUGUGGCUUGUGGCGGAUGACGCGGACUCUGCAGACGCAUGGGCGGAUGCAUUGCUGCUGGCGCACCACGUCGCAGUUAGUAGAUCGCCUUACGCCCUGUCAGAAGCUCUCACGCCGGCAGCCACAGCUAACGGCGCUGCGGGUGUCCCGCCCCGCACGGCGCGGGUGAGCGGUGGCGGCGACUUGCCUGGGCUGGGACGGGCCGGAUAACUUGUGCGCGCGCGUGUUCAUGCACUGCAAUUGCUGCCGCGUUGCAGCAGUCGUGCAUCCACGGUACUGUGUGCGGCGUGGAGGCGAUGGAACUGCUGGUUGACAGUGAUGUCGGGAGUCGAUGAAACUGCUGGUUAGCAGUGACGUCGGGCGGAGCACAAGGGUUACUGGUGGCAAAGCAUAGGGUACGGUAGUUGACAAGGUGGGUGCCACCGUGAGGCCGUGUUUUGGGCCAGGCUGCGAGCUAUGAUUCCAGCUUAGGUCUAGGCAGAUGCGAGUAGUAUGACGGAGUACCCAUGACAAUUGACAAGUAACAGGGGCAGUGGAGUUGGAAGCAAGCUGCACACUGCUGGCACACGUUGGGACGGGGAGUCGCGCACGCAUGUCUGUGGUGGAGUCCCUCCACCCAGUCCGGUCUCCCACACGGCGUAGGGGUCUCAACCCACCGUCUUCCUACGCCCCAAGGGUGGGACUUAAGCCCCCUGUCCGCCACAAAGGCGGGUUAUCACGCUCAUCAAGAUUGCGCACAUAUGUAACGGAGCGGUUUCGACUUUGCCCAGCUUAUUGACGUGACAGGCAAUGCCCAACAUUACUCUGUGGCAUCGUUUACGUUUCAGAUAGCG
Molecule: messenger RNA, 2673 nt
Organism: Chlamydomonas reinhardtii
Lineage: Eukaryota; Viridiplantae; Chlorophyta; Chlorophyceae; Chlamydomonadales; Chlamydomonadaceae
Exons: 12
Coding region: 74-2050 (658 amino acids)
Molecular function (GO): protein binding
Source: RefSeq, a predicted model, not a curated record